GCUCCGCUCCCCAGCCCGCCGCGCGCCUGUCUGCCCGCCGGGGCCGCCUCCCGCCUCCCGCCUCCCGCCGCUGCCGCCGCAGAAUCUGCGGCGCGGCCCCUUGCCUUCCAGGCUCUGCUUUGAAGUCGGAAAAGGACCUGCUCUCUGAGAACUGACAUUCUAAUGAAUGGAGACAACCAGUAAAAAGCACAUUGCUGUUUCAGCUCUUGCCCCUCACUGCAAUACAACAAGAGAAGGAAAUGAAGGAGCCACUUCUGCAAUUUACCAGAUAAGCCCAGCAGGGUCAAUAGAGUUCCCAGGAGAAGGCUGCAGGCAUCUGAGGAUAAGCCACUUGGAGCAGCUUUGACCUGAAAGCCAACCUAGAAGACGGAUUCCAUUUACAAGAUGCUUUGGACACCCUCAAUAUUUACCUUCUCUUUCCUAGUCCAACCUGAUUCGUGAAAUGGACUGAAGCUAAAAAUUCACCUACUUCUUUGUCUGAAUUUGAGACACAAUUGGGAUGACCUUAAGUGCACGCGACUAGACUCCAACCGCAGCUAUGAGUUCAGAUGAGAAGGGCAUAUCUCCAGCUCAUAAAACAUCUACUCCAACCCAUAGAAGUGCCUCCUCUUCAACAUCCUCCCAAAGAGAGAGUAGACAGAGUUCCCACGUACUGGAGAGGACUGCGUCCUCCGGCACCGAGCCCUCCAUCAGUCGGCAGUUGCUGGAACCGGAGCCAGUCCCCAUCUCCAAGGAAGCUGACAGCUGGGAAAUUAUAGAAGGGCUGAAAAUAGGCCAAACCAAUGUCCAGAGACCAGACAAACAUGAAGGCUUUAUGCUGAAGAAAAGAAAAUGGCCUUUAAAAGGCUGGCACAAGCGUUUUUUUGUCCUGGAUAAUGGAAUGUUAAAGUAUUCAAAGGCACCACUUGAUAUUCAAAAAGGGAAGGUCCACGGAAGCAUCGAUGUCGGACUCUCGGUCAUGUCUAUUAAAAAGAAAGCUCGGAGGAUAGACCUGGACACAGAAGAGCACAUCUAUCAUUUGAAGGUGAAAUCCCAGGACUGGUUUGAUGCGUGGGUCUCCAAACUGCGCCACCAUCGCCUGUACCGGCAGAAUGAGAUUGUGAGGUCGCCAAGAGAUGCUAGCUUUCACAUAUUUCCUUCAACCUCCACAGCUGAAUCCUCACCAGCUGCUAAUGUUUCCGUCAUAGAUGGAAAGGUGCAACCAAACAGCUGUUCAUGGCAGUCCCCCUUGCCAUGCAGCAACAGCCUCCCUGUCACCUGCACCACCGGCCAGAGUAAAGUGGCAGCCUGGUUACAGGACUCGGAAGAAAUGGACAGGUGUGCAGAAGACCUUGCACACUGCCAGUCAAACCUUGUGGAGCUUAGCAAACUCCUGCAAAAUUUGGAAAUACUUCAGAGAACUCAGUCAGCACCCAACUUUACUGACAUGCAGGCUAACUGUGUAGAUAUUUCAAAGAAAGACAAGCGGGUCACAAGAAGAUGGAGAACAAAAAGUGUCAGCAAAGAUACAAAAAUACAACUGCAGGAAGGGCCAUCUGUGAAGAGCCAGUUCGGCUCAACUCGGCGCCGGCAGAGGCUAGCAGCAGCCGUGGCUACAACAGUUCCUUUCAGUGCCACCAUGUCACCGGUUCGCUUGCACUCCUCCAACCCCAACCUUUGUGCAGACAUUGAAUUUCAGACUCCCCCUAGCCACCUCACUGACCCUCUGGAAAGUUCAACAGAUUAUACAAAACUUCAAGAAGAAUUCUGUCUAAUUGCACAGAAAGUUCAUUCCCUUUUGAAGUCUGCAUUUAAUAGCAUAGCUAUAGAGAAGGAGAAGCUUAAGCAGAUGGUUUCUGAGCAGGAUCACAAUAAAGGCCACAGCACACAGAUGGCACGACUCCGACAGUCACUGUCUCAGGCACUCAACCAGAAUGCUGAACUAAGGAGUCGGUUGAGCAGAAUACACUCAGAAUCUAUUAUUUGUGAUCAGGUUGUCAGUGUAAAUAUUAUUCCUAGCCCUGAUGAGCCUGGCGAGCAAAUCCAUGUCAGUCUCCCUCUGUCACAGCAAGUAGCAAACGAGAGCCGCCUCUCCAUGUCAGAAUCUGUCUCUGAGUUCUUUGAUGCCCAAGAGGUGCUCCUCUCUGCAAGCUCAUCAGAGAAUGAGGCUUCAGAUGAUGAGUCUUACAUCAGUGAUGUGAGUGAUAAUAUAUCGGAAGACAACACCAGUGUUGCGGACAACAUUUCUCGGCAAAUCUUGAAUGGGGAGCUUACAGGAGGGGCCUUCCGGAAUGGACGCCGAACGUGCCUGCCAGCUCCCUGUCCUGACACCAGUAACAUUAACCUGUGGAAUAUCUUGAGGAACAACAUUGGUAAAGACCUAUCUAAAGUGUCUAUGCCUGUGGAGCUAAACGAGCCGCUCAACACCCUGCAGCAUCUCUGCGAGGAGAUGGAGUACAGCGAGCUUCUGGACAAGGCUUCGGAAACCGACGACCCCUAUGAGCGCAUGGUUCUUAUUGCUGCAUUUGCAGUUUCAGGAUAUUGCUCUACCUAUUUCAGAGCAGGAAGUAAGCCAUUCAACCCUGUCCUUGGGGAGACUUAUGAAUGCAUUAGAGAGGACAAGGGAUUCCGCUUUUUCUCAGAACAGGUUAGCCAUCAUCCACCCAUUUCUGCCUGUCACUGUGAAUCCAAGAAUUUUGUGUUUUGGCAAGAUAUCAGGUGGAAGAACAAGUUCUGGGGGAAGUCAAUGGAAAUCCUGCCUGUGGGAACGCUGAAUGUCAUGCUUCCAAAGUAUGGAGAUUGCUAUGUGUGGAAUAAAGUCACCACGUGCAUACACAACAUUCUCAGUGGGAGGAGGUGGAUAGAGCAUUAUGGAGAAGUGACCAUCAGAAAUACCAAAAGCAGCGUUUGCAUUUGCAAACUCACAUUUGUCAAGGUGAAUUACUGGAAUUCUAAUGUGAAUGAAGUCCAGGGGGUUGUGAUGGACCAGGAGGGGAAGGUGGUGCACCGGCUGUUUGGGAAAUGGCACGAGGGGCUCUACUGCGGCGUGGCCCCGUCUGCGAAGUGCGUCUGGAGACCAGGUUCCUUGCCAACCAACUAUGAGCUCUACUAUGGCUUCACAAGGUUUGCUAUUGAGCUCAACGAGUUAGAUCCUGUCCUGAAAGACCUCCUCCCACCGACAGAUGCCCGAUUCCGGCCAGAUCAGAGAUUUUUGGAAGAAGGAAAUCUGGAAGCUGCAGCAGCCGAGAAGCAAAGGGUGGAGGAACUGCAGAGAUCGCGAAGGCGCUACAUGGAAGAAAACAACCUUGAACAUAUACCAAAAUUCUUUAAGAAAGUGAUUGAUGCCAAUCAAAGAGAAGCCUGGGUUUCUAACGACACCUACUGGGAGCUGCGAAAGGACCCUGGGUUUAGCAAAGUAGACAGCCCUGUUCUCUGGUAACCUGGGCAUGUAGAGCUAGCCAACAUAUCACGCUCUGAAUGAAUUACUAACUAUGCACAAUUAUGUUUCUUAGAGCUCCGCGUGGUUUCUGGGUCGACCGAACGCCGGCCAUUUGCUUUUCUAUUCAUCUUUAUAACGGACUUUCAGAAGUGCAUUAGACAAGGCCCCUAACCACGUUUGGAUCCUUUCUGUUUUGCUGCAACCAUAUUCCUUAAAAAAUAAAAUUAAAAAAAAAAAAUCCACACCCUCCUCGGAAAGAAGAAUUAAAGGAGCAGAAUGUAAAAAUCCAAAGUCUGAUGAGUUUAUAAAGACAAACACACUGUAACCGGUGCUUUACACCGAUCCGGAGAGUUUAAAGCUACGUGACAUAAACCACGCGUUUGGAAGCGCCAUCCCCUCAUCAGCGGAGCUCCUGGGCUCAGACUGGAGUGUGUCGUCUGAAGUGGUGUACCCGUGCUGGCCUUGUCCAUGCAGACGUGAUGCUUCUCAGAACCUGUCCCAUCUGUACGCCAUUGUUCAUGCCUUAAGAAAUGCAAAGAUGUACAAUAAAUCAUUUUUUUAACGUGUGCUCAUAGGUUUAUGUGGAGGACAGACCUUUUGAAUCAUGGCAUGAUUCACUUUCUGGGACCAGAACAAUUAUGAGUGUAACUUCAGUGGAUGAAAAGAAAGUAAACAACAUGUGCUUUACUUUGAUGUGUCGGUUACUGUAUCGUAUGUCUGCAGGGCAAGAAGGAAACGGUGUGCCAGGUCGAUUUCUGUAGUCACAUUGCUUGUCAAGCUCCUGUCCUGCGUCCAGAUAAUAAACCAUCCCCCUUGUACCUAACCUCACAGUGUGCCCUGUUUUGGCAAUAUCUGUGUUUGAUUUGAACACUUGGCAUCCGUGUUAAAGCCGUGGAAAGAAAUAACAAUAAGCAGAUGGCAUUUCUGGUUGGGCUUAGGAGCACUGUAAGUGUUGAGUGAAGCACAAUGUAAUAAUACGCAUUACUAUCCUAAGCCCAGCCCAGUGGCACCAGUGGAAAUCCCACUGGGAACAGAAGCAAGAAUGCUAGUAGCUUAUUUGCAUUGUUUAAAUGAGUUCUAUGCAAAUUAUAUUUUAUAUUUUCAUUAAGUGAGUCUGUAUGAUACAUGGCUAUAUAUUAAGCAUUUCCCUUGCUAUUGGCAGAGAUAUAAAACUUAAGCUAAGGAGUUUAAGGGAGAGGGACAGAAAUGUGUUUUGCAUACUUCAGUAUUUGUUCUUCCCUCCAGUAUACAAAGGGUUUUGUAGGAAACUUGCAUCCAUAUUCCUGAGUUUCUGCACGUAGAUGACUAUAUAAAUGCUUGUAUGUUUUUUUAAAAAGUCUCCCUAGAGAUUAGUUAUAAAAUGACAUAUAUUUAAUUCCUAGUUAGGUUUUUUAUUCUAGAUUCUGACCAUGAGGUUUUAAGUGUUAUUUUAAACUCUGGUAACGAGGUUACUGGCAUUUUGCAUUUUGUUAAAAGGUGUUGAUUUUAGUAUUAUUUCUCAGCAAAGCUUUCCUAAUAACAGCUAAUCCACUAUCAAAUCUGAACUGCUUAUGAGAGCAUAAGGCAAGCUCUGAAGUUUCUAGGUGGCGCAAAAUGUAAAACAUCCCUCCUCUGAUCUGGGCCCUGCACUGUGCCUACAGUACGCAUUGCUCUAGAAUGAAACUUCACUCUCGGGUAAAUCCCACUGCCAGGUCUAAGUGUUCCACUUAAGCCACGCCCUCCCUAGGUUUCUCAAUGCUGUCGAGUCCCAUUUUAAAUCUAUGGGUGGCUUGCUUGGUGGUAGUAAAAUGUCCCCUUGUUAUCGAUUGCUUUUCUUGACCCCCUUUUAUCUGCAUCCUGAGGUACAUGCCUAUAAUUUUCAUUAGAAUUUAAUCAGAAUUCUAUAACUUCCUCAUAAAGUCUGCUGUCCCCCGUUGGUAAAGCUUUAAAUACCAUCUGAAUUGAUUCCGGUCUGUGCUUACUAGCGUUUCCAUGAACCGUCUCAAACUGUUUCACCUAAAGUUAAGGACAGAAUUUUACCAAGUAGAGGUGUUCCAAGUAGGUAAGUCAGAAGGUGGGGGUAUAAAGAUACAUUGAGUCCUCCUCUCCCCAUCAGUUACCAAGGGAUUGAUCAGCCAGACAGCUGGGAGAGGACCCAGCACCCUCAGGGAAGCAACUACUGUUUGGGUUGUAAUUGAGAAAAAGAAUAACUAGUAGGGAAGACCUGUACUAGUCAGUAAGUUCCAGCCACAAAUCAGGUAAGCGAGUGUUGGUCAGAGCUCACCUGAAACUCUGAUGAGAAUUUUAAGCUGAGAAUAAGAAGAAUGUCAAGAUAAUUAAAAUCAUAUUUUAUAAUAUCCCCGAUUUAGAAUCUCUUGAGAGUCAGGCUUCUUGAUUAGACUUCCAAUACAAGUGGUCCAUUGAAGUUUAGGUAAUACUCCUGUAAUACCAGCUUCACAAACCUCCCCCUCAAAUACUCAGAAUGGAAUGGCUUUAUCCCCCACUUCAUUUUUCCUUCUGAUGGAUAGAGUGGCUUAUGGAAUUGGGAGACAGUCUAGUUGGAAUUUUCAGCUGCAAAAAUUGGGGGCUUUUGAGACUAAGCAGAAAAAGGAUAGACUAAGUAUUAGAUGAAACCUGAUUUAUUUUUUAGAAUUUUACAUAAGUCUUUUUAUGUCCAGGGUACUUAUUUGUUUCUCCCUAAAGCAAUAGAGGAUAGAGGAGGACUCAGUAUGCCUUUACGCCUCCCUGUGAGGUAUUCAUCCGCUCCUUCAUGUCUGAGCUGGUCAUUAAGGAAAGCAGGACGGCCCCAUGGACCUGACUGGACUGCACAGAGCAGCGGCACACACCAGCACAGACAGACACUAAUUAUUGUGCUCCUGUAUGCUGCCACCGGGGUACAAUUUACCCUCAGAGUUUGCUGUCAUUUUAUUGUUUUUUUAAGUCAUUGUAUUCUAUGGGUUACUCUAAAAUCCCCCCAUCAAUGUGUCUCUCGCAUCGCUGUUUCUCUCUCUCUGUCUCUCCCCCUCCUUUCCACUCUCUCUAACAAAAUCAAUGGAAAAAUAUCCUCGGGUGAGGAUUAACAAAAAAAUUUAGAAAUGAAAAAUAAAUGAAAUAAAAUACUCCAUACUUUCCAGGCAAUUGCAAAUAAACCUCACGUGAGAUACCUUUUAAUAUUACAUAUCAAUUUUAUGUAACAAAUUAUAUCAAUUAUAUGUGACCAAAAAAAAACAAAAAACCUACCAAAUGUAUUUUCUGGGUAAGAUAAACCAAUGGGAUUUGUUUCAAUACGAGAGAUGCCAAGUUGUCAUUUUCCAAACCUUUGCUCUUCAUUAUUCUGACCCCGUGCCUUCCAGACACUCAUUAGAUCCCGCCCUAAGGAGCACUGGGGGGCAGGGGCAACGGGGAAACUGAUCAAACUUCUUUUGCUUAGUUCUGGUUACGCUGUGGCUGGAGAAGUGUUUAUCGUCAACAUCGAAUGUGCAUUUUUGUUAUUACCUUAUGGACUUUAAUUACCCAUCUUGUCUCAUCUUGUUAUCUGUCAUCCUAGAUAAUGAAGUGUCAAUGGGAGCAGAGCUCCGCACACACCAGAGGGUGUGAACAUGUUUGCACUCAGCUCAAGUGGUCCAUGAGGGAUGUGGCACAGUGAAUACAGCGUUUGUGUACGAAAUCUUGGUUUAUUUCGUACACAUAAUGGCAGCCAUUAUGUCGGGAUGUAUAAAAUGUAUCGAAUUAAACAAUUACGAAUCUAUUUUGUGCUCUGGGAAUGUUCUUUGGGGGAAAAAGAUGGAAAAAAUGUCAUGGGAGCUAAGACUAAAGUGCUUUCCUCUGGA
Myotis myotis is the source of this 7227-nucleotide messenger RNA. It is a transcript of the gene OSBPL6, whose product is annotated as oxysterol binding protein like 6. The coding region runs from base 539 to 3418 and encodes 959 amino acids. Gene Ontology annotation, molecular function: cholesterol binding. Lineage: Eukaryota; Metazoa; Chordata; Mammalia; Chiroptera; Vespertilionidae. The record is from RefSeq and is a predicted model, not a curated record. The transcript has 27 exons. Gene Ontology annotation, cellular component: perinuclear endoplasmic reticulum; plasma membrane; cytosol.